GAAACAUUUAUACAAGGAAGCAAGAAACUGAAGGAAUUCUUCACUGAGUUGGUUUCAGAUAAAGACCAGCUGGGUGAUGAUCCACUAGAAUAUAUGAUGCAAAUGCUGACUGCAAAUGACUUUAACUCAUUGCUAAUAACAACCAUAUACUUUCUCGACGAACACCAAGACCUAAGGAAAGAACACGUGAUGGCUAUUUUGAAAAUUAAAGGUGACGUCAAACACAAAGAGAAAAAGGACCUUUUAAUUUAUAUAAAAAACAGGAAGACUCUUUUUGGAGAAAACAGGCUGAAGUUUUUUGAAGAU
Molecule: messenger RNA, 306 nt
Organism: Staurois parvus
Lineage: Eukaryota; Metazoa; Chordata; Amphibia; Anura; Ranidae
Source: the annotation of a GenBank genome assembly